Molecule: messenger RNA, 1167 nt
Organism: Camelina sativa (false flax)
Lineage: Eukaryota; Viridiplantae; Streptophyta; Magnoliopsida; Brassicales; Brassicaceae
Source: RefSeq, a predicted model, not a curated record
AUGAACUUUGAAAACCAACAUCCGAAGGAUGGUGAAAUCGGACCUAACGCCAUUGUUGUCUACGUAGGCAAAGAAAAGGCUGUAGAGGGUGAUUCUAAUAAAGAGGUCGAAGUUGAAUCACAUGAUGAAGGUGAUGAAUAUACUGAGCCACGGCCUAUUGUAGAACCGUGGCAAAUGGAAACUCCACCUCCGAAAAUUAUCAUGGAUCUUGUCAAGACAAAAUUAGGUGUUGAUAUAUCAUAUUCCACGGCUCUGAGAGGGAAAAAACAAGUUGUUACUGAUUUGAAAGGUAGCCCAGAUGAAAGCUACAAGAUACUGCGAUGUUAUCUGCACAUGUUAGAGAAGGUUAAUCAUGCUUUGGGAGCUAGCGUUGAAGGAUUUAAAGUCAUGAGGAAAGUUAUAACUAUGGAUGCAACUUUUCUAAAGAAUGGAUAUAAGGGUGUUCUUAUGUCGAAAACCGUUGUUGGGGAUUCUUCUAAAAUAGUAUUUAUGACUAACAGAAAUACAAGUCUCAUAAAAGCCAUAGCUAAUGUGUAUCCUCUGGCUCAUCAUGGUUUUUGUAUAUGGCAUUUAUCCCAAAAUGUGAAAUGUUAUGCUAGUAACGUCAACAAAGACGUUGUUGCAUGGAGAUUCAUGGAGUGUAGUAGGUUUUACACAGUGGCUGAGUUCAACAUUGCUUACGCUUCUUUUACGACAAGAUAUCCUUUUGCUGCCAAGUAUCUUGAAGAAUCUACCCAGAAAGAAAGAUGGGCAAGAUGUGUUUUUCCAGGAGAUAUAUACAACCUAGACACAAGCAACUGUGUUCAAUCGAUGAACAACGUAUUUAAAGAUGCAGGGAGGUACUCCUUGAUACUCAUGCUUGAUGCAAAACUUAAAAAAUUCUCUGAAUGGUUUAAUGAACAUCGAAAAGAUGCUGUGUCUGGAUCAGUCGCAAAUAAAUUGGUGCCUUUAGUGGAGAACUACUUACAUGAUUUAUGGGCAACUGCUGCGAAACUGAAGGUGACAGAGCUAAAUGGUUUCAAAAUUGAAUACAAUGUCAUUGACAGUGACGGAAAGUCUUAUUUGGUGAAGUUGCGAUUGAGAAGUUGCAGUUGCAGGUUUUUCGAUAUACAAAAAUAUCCUUGUGUGCAUGCAUUGGUGUCUUUCAUUACAUUCCAAAAAUAUUGA